This is a messenger RNA of Solenopsis invicta (red fire ant), 2768 nucleotides long. RefSeq names its product lysosomal Pro-X carboxypeptidase. Lineage: Eukaryota; Metazoa; Arthropoda; Insecta; Hymenoptera; Formicidae. Gene Ontology annotation, biological process: proteolysis. The coding region runs from base 184 to 1692 and encodes 502 amino acids. The transcript has 7 exons. Gene Ontology annotation, molecular function: dipeptidyl-peptidase activity; serine-type exopeptidase activity. The record is from RefSeq and is a predicted model, not a curated record.
AACAAAUGUCGCGUUAAAGAGCUGAUUCGUUCGUUCGACGACACCCUGUAUACGCCGAGUCGUUUAGCGACUGCGAAACAGGACGAAGCAGAACGGAGUGUUCUAUCGAGACACGAGGUGUGUUACAGCGACUCGGAGAGGACGAGUGUUUCUCAGUGAGAACGUGGAUUUUCUCGUGGCAUUAUGUACUUACAAACAUUGCUACUAUUCUGUAUCCUGAUGACGCUGUACCGAUCAACGGUCCAGCUGACGCUUCGAGGCGAAGUUGCUACGAACCGAGUCGUUAAUUACAACACGUUGUCGUUGGAAAGUUCCAAAUAUAAAUACAAGAUCAGGACGAUCGACAUGCGCGUGGAUCACUUUAGCUUCGCCGUGCAGAACACUUUCAAAUUGAGAUAUCUCAUAAACGACACUUUUACGAGAAAAACGGAAGAUAACUCCCCUAUAUUUUUCUACACCGGAAAUGAAGGCAACAUCGAAGUUUUUGCAGAGAACACGGGCUUCAUAUGGGAAAUCGCACCUUCUUUCGACGCGUUAGUAGUGUUUGCUGAGCAUCGUUACUACGGCGAAUCGUUACCCUACGGCAACCGGUCCUUCGCGGAUCCGCAGCAUCUCGGCUAUUUGACCUCCGAACAAGCCCUAGCUGAUUACGUGGAUCUUAUCCACCAUCUGAAGUCGCAACCGGAAUAUAAACUCAGUCCGGUAAUAGUUUUCGGUGGCUCGUAUGGUGGUAUGCUCAGCGCUUGGAUGCGCUUGAAGUAUCCCCAUGUCGUUCAAGGUGCGAUUGCGGCCUCCGCACCGCUUCUGCAAUUCACCGGUAGCGUAGAAUGCGAGUCAUUCGGUCGGAUAACAACUUCGGACUAUCGCGCUGCGAAUCCAACGUGUCCGCAGCUUAUCCGGAAGUCGUGGCGCACAAUAACGAACGUGACUUUGAAUGACGAGGGCAAAAAGUGGCUGUCGGACAAUUGGAAGUUGUGCGAACCGUUGAAAACCGGAGAGAAUGUCACGACGCUGAAAGAUUUCUUGCAGGAAGUUCUCAUAAAUUUGGCCAUGGUCGAUUAUCCGUACGAGGCUAACUUUCUAGCGCCGUUACCCGCCAAUCCGAUUAAUGCUUUCUGUCAACAUUUAACAAAUGCAUCAUUGAUGGGAAAACCGUUAUUAUCGGCACUUUAUCGAGCCCUCAGCGUUUAUACGAAUUACACCGGGAAAGCGAGCUGCACCUCCAUAAAGAGUGCGCAGUCGGGCUUGGACGCGGAUCAAGGAUGGGAUUAUCAGGCAUGCACAGAAAUGGUCAUGCCGAUUUGCUUUGAUGGCGUUAAUGAUAUGUUCGAGCCGACGGAGUGGAACAUCAAUGCUUAUAAUAGUACCUGUUUCAAGAAAUAUUCUAUAUCGUCGCAACCAUAUCAGAUUUGUAAAGAAUACGGCUGCUCAGCGCAUUUUCCCGGCGCAAGUAAUAUCAUUUUCAGUAAUGGAUUGUUGGAUCCAUGGACGGGCGGAGGUGUGGUGGCCAAUAUAUCCGCGGAAUCAGUGAUUUCGAUAGUGAUGCCGGAUGCCGCGCAUCAUCUUGACUUACGAGAGACUAAUCCUAAGGAUCCAUACGACGUUACCUUGGCGCGCAAGUUCCAUCAGUUUUCGAUUAAGAAAUGGAUCAAAGAGCAUAAUAGAAAUAAUAAUAUAGUAGGAAACUUUUGAAAUUUGAUGCGAUAAAAGAUGAUUCGCAAGAUUAUUGGAAAUAAUUUGCUCGCCUGGUCAAAAUUUAUCCUUUUUAUUUCACAAAUUAAAAAUACAAAAAAACAAGACGUCGCUACAACAAUAAAUAUUCAGCUGUCUGCUGUAGACUGACUAUUUAUAACGCUAAAUAAAAUGUUGGCGAAAACCCAAUCGAAAACAUAUGCGAAAGCAUUUCGGUAUCACAGUAAAUAAUAAAUGCACGUAUCUCGUCAGACAUUCUAAAAGAUCUACGAGAGAGUAAAAAAUAUUUUCGGACAACGCAAAAGUCUGAAACGCAUACGAUUUUCUCGCAAAAUAUCUUUCAGACAUUCGCGUUAUCUAAAAUCUUUCGUCGAAUCUAAUAUCACUAUAGCACAUAAAAAUGGCUACUUCGUCGAAUAAAAAUUCAUAACACUAUCGUAAUUAUUUGACAUUAAUACUCGACAUUAAUUAUAAAUAUAUAUAUAUGCUGUAUUAGCUAGUUUAUCUUUUUGUAUAAUUUCUUAUGUCAAGUUUGUCCGAAGGAAUCAUGUAGGGAGUUUAAGCGAGCAAAGCUACUGAAGAUAUACGAAUGCCUAAAUGUAGAACAAAUUUCUCUUAAGAGAAUGCUGAAUUUUAAAUCGAUUCUAUAAAUAUUAUGUAAAUAUGUUAUUAUGAUUUUUUAAAUAUAUGUGUACGUCAAUUUUCUGAAAUUCUAAAAUGUUUUUCCACAGGUACAGCAUUGCUAUUCACUUUUCUAAUGGACUCGUAUCAUUUUUUUACAUUACUGGAAUGAUCUCUCUCGUAUAUUAACAUGAAAAUGUAUUUUUUAUAUUUUACGAAUCAUGAACGUGUUAGAAUACUCUUGUGUGCUGCAUUACGUUAUAAAUAAAAAAAAUUGAAUACUUUUGGAUAAAAUACUCAUGCCUUUCAUGGCGUGCCUUUCGUGCUCUAAAAUAAUUUCAAAAAGAAUGCGUUUCAAAUUCGUUCUCUGUAAAUAUAAGUAUUAACUUAUAUUUUCAGUCGUCAAUUCAUGAUAUAGUUAAACAUCUUCCUUACACAUGUUACAUUUUUAUAUA